Chenopodium quinoa (quinoa) is the source of this 1505-nucleotide messenger RNA. Its product is annotated as diacylglycerol kinase 5-like. The transcript is spliced from 12 exons. Gene Ontology annotation, molecular function: ATP-dependent diacylglycerol kinase activity. The annotation marks the transcript as partial. Lineage: Eukaryota; Viridiplantae; Streptophyta; Magnoliopsida; Caryophyllales; Amaranthaceae. The record is from RefSeq and is a predicted model, not a curated record.
UACUGCUCAUAUGAAAUUCCUGAGUGUCCUGUAAUUGUGUUUGUCAACUCGAAAAGUGGAGGUCAACUUGGUGGGAGUAUUCUUGAAACGUAUCGGUCACUUCUAAAAAAUUAUCAGGUAGUUGAUCUGUUGGAACAAGCUCCUGAUGAGUUUCUAAGUAAUCUCUAUCUUAAUUUGGAAAACCUAAAGCAGAAGGAAGAUGAUUUGGCUAUUAAGAUCCAGGAGAAACUCAGACUAGUUGUUGCUGGUGGUGAUGGUACCGCAGGAUGGCUUCUUGGAGUUGUUUGCGAUUUGAAAUUGUCGCAUCCUCCUCCUAUUGCUACUAUGCCCCUUGGAACAGGAAACAACCUCCCCUUUGCAUUUGGUUGGGGAAAGAAAAACCCAGGAACAGACCAACAAUCUGUAAAGUCAUUCUUGUAUCCAGUCAUGCAGGCAAAAGAAAUGAAAAUCGACAACUGGCAUAUCCUCAUGAGGAUGAAGAUCCCAACUGAAGGAAACUGUGAUCCAAUUGCACCUCUUGAGUUGCCACAUUCACUGCAUGCAUUUCAUCGUGUUUCCUCAAAAAAUUCUUCCAACUUGGAGGGCCACCUUACAUUUCGUGGUGGAUUUUGGAAUUACUUCAGCAUGGGAAUGGAUGCCCAAGUAUCAUAUGCUUUCCAUUCUGAGAGGAAGUUGAAUCCUGAAAAGUUUAAAAACCAAUUAGUCAAUCAGAGUGCGUAUGCUAAACUUGGGUGUACACAAGGCUGGUUUUUUGCUUCCCUGUUCCAUCCUGCUGAUAAGAAUAUUGCACAGCUGGCAAAGGUACAAAUUAUGAAGAAACACGGUGAUCAAUGGGAAGAACUCCAUAUUCCUCCUAGUAUCAGGUCAAUUAUAUGCCUUAACUUGCCAAGUUUCUCUGGUGGACUAAAUCCUUGGGGCAAACCAAACAAGAACCGAUCACGAGAUAGAGGUUUUACUCAUCCGUAUGUUGAUGAUGGCCUUAUUGAAGUUGUUGGCUUUAGAGAUGCUUUGCAAGGGCUUGUUCUUCUAGCUCCAAAUGGCCAUGGGACUCGUCUUGCACAGGCAAGACGAAUCCGUUUUGAAUUUCACAAAGGUGCUGCUGACCAUACCUAUAUGAGGAUCGAUGGUGAACCUUGGAAACAGCCUCUACCGGUUGAUGAUAAUGCUGUUGUGGUGGAGAUCUCUCAUCAUGGCCAGGUGAACAUGGUUGCCACCCAUGAUUGCCGUGCAAAAAGUAUACAUGAUCCCUCUUCGGUGCAUUAUAGUGGGACUGAGGAAGACGAUAAUGAAGAUGAUUCACCAGCCUCUGAAGGUGAAGAGUGGAGCAAAUUUGGUGCUGCAAGCACUUUCAAGAUCCCAGAUGAAGUUGACAUAUCACAGUUGAGUUAGGCCGCCAUACUGAGUGACUGAGUGAGUAUCUUCAGGUCUUUGUGUGCAAGCUCUCGACAGAAUUAUGUUUUCAGUAAUAUGUAUUUUCCUUUCAAAUUUCAUCAUUAUAUACUUAG